This is a messenger RNA of Copidosoma floridanum, 3394 nucleotides long. It is a transcript of the gene Pp2A-29B, whose product is annotated as Protein phosphatase PP2A regulatory subunit A. Gene Ontology annotation, biological process: protein dephosphorylation. Gene Ontology annotation, molecular function: protein phosphatase regulator activity; protein binding. The record is from RefSeq and is a predicted model, not a curated record. Gene Ontology annotation, cellular component: nucleus; cytoplasm; cytosol. Lineage: Eukaryota; Metazoa; Arthropoda; Insecta; Hymenoptera; Encyrtidae.
UCCAUUAGUUGAUAAGGUUAAUGCGUUUACGAUCAACAAUCAAUUCAGAGAAUAUGCUCUGACCAUAAGAUUCACGGUUUGUUGUUAUUUUGCAAGAACCUCUUUUGAGCGGUGUUGGGGAUUGGGGGCAGAAGAAGCACACCCACACACGCACAUUAACAAAACGGGUUUGAAAAUUCCUUUUCCAAAUUCUCAUUCUCGAAUCGAACUCGAGAAAGAGGUUCAGAAGGGAGAAAUUGCACUAUAACCUACAGAUCAGGUGGAAGAAGGAAGUCGAGGAAUCACUAUUUGUAUAUAACAUAAUAGGUUGGUAGGCAGCGGGCAUCAAAGGCGGAGCGAUACGAUACAAGCUUAUAAGUAGCUGACGGAUCGCGCGCGGUGUACUUAUCCUCGUACUCUCUCUCUCACACGAAAACAGUGUGUGCUAGUGCUAGGUAUAUUAUACCUGCUGGCCAGGACUCCGCCACUCCGCUAGGAAAGGAGAGCGAGAGAAAGAGAGUGUAGUGUAGAGGGUGUGAAGCGGCGCCAGGCGGAGGAGAGCCAGUAGCAAAAUGGCAGCUAGCGACUCGACCACCGACGAUAGCCUCUACCCCAUAGCUGUGCUCAUCGACGAGCUCAAGAACGAAGAUGUCCAGUUGCGGUUAAAUUCUAUUAAGAAACUAUCCACCAUUGCUUUGGCUCUUGGUGUUGAAAGAACUCGUUUGGAACUCAUACCUUUCCUGACAGAGACAAUUUACGAUGAAGAUGAGGUUCUCUUGGCUCUUGCAGAACAGCUGGGAACUUUCACACCACUUGUUGGUGGACCAGAACACGUUCACUGUUUAUUACCCCCCUUAGAAUCAUUGGCCACCGUGGAAGAAACUGUUGUUAGAGAUAAAGCUGUAGAAUCGCUUAGAAAUAUCGCUGGCCAGCACAGCCCAGCCGAUUUGGAAGAGCAUUUUGUACCAUUAGUGCAACGCUUGGCAUCUGGUGACUGGUUCACCUCGAGGACAUCUGCCUGUGGACUGUUUAGUGUUUGUUAUCCUCGUGUUAGUCAACACAUCAAAGGUGACCUGAGAAAUCACUUCCGUAAUUUGUGUCAAGAUGACACACCUAUGGUACGUCGUUCAGCAGCUGCCAAAUUAGGAGAAUUCGCUAAAGUCGUGGAAAAUGAAUACUUAAAGUCAGACUUGAUUGCCAUGUUUGUAAUAUUGGCUCAGGAUGAACAGGACUCAGUGCGUUUGUUAGCUGUGGAAGCUUGUGUUAGCAUUGCCACGCUGCUACAGCAAGAGGAUGUUGAACAGUUGGUAAUGCCGACUCUACGCCAGUGCGCGAACGACCAGUCGUGGCGCGUGCGCUACAUGGUCGCCGACAAGUUCACCGACCUCCAAAAAGCCGUUGGCCCCGAUAUAACGCGCUCUGACCUCGUCCAGGCAUUCCAGCUGCUGCUCAAGGAUACCGAAGCCGAGGUGCGCGCUGCUGCUGCCGACAAGGUGCGCGACUUUUGCCAAAAUCUCGAUCCCUUCUAUCAAGAAUCCAUCAUCAUGUCCAACAUAUUGCCCUACGUCAAGGAUCUCGUUGCCGAUCCCAACCAACACGUCAAAUCGGCUUUGGCUAGCGUUAUCAUGGGCUUAAGUCCCAUUCUAGGCAAAAUGAACACAAUCGAGCACUUGUUACCAUUGUUUUUAUCUCAACUCAAAGACGAAUGUCCUGAGGUGCGUUUAAACAUAAUUAGUAACUUGGACUGCGUGAAUGAAGUUAUUGGUAUUCAGCAACUUUCGCAAUCCCUCUUACCAGCCAUAGUCGAGCUUGCAGAAGAUACCAAAUGGCGAGUGCGACUCGCUAUUAUUGAAUAUAUGCCUUUAUUAGCAGGCCAACUAGGAGUAGAAUUCUUUGAUGAAAAAUUAAACUCUUUGUGCAUGACUUGGUUGGUUGAUCACGUAUUUGCCAUCAGAGAAGCAGCAACAUUGAAUCUUAAGAAGCUGGUUGAAAAAUUCGGCCCUGAAUGGGCACAAAACACCGUGAUUCCCAAAGUUUUAGCUAUGUCCCGAGAUCAAAAUUAUCUUCACAGAAUGACAUGCUUAUUCUGUAUUAACGUUUUGGCUGAAGUAUGUGGCCCUGACAUAACGACUGAUGUCAUGCUGCCAACGGUCAUAGCCAUGGCUAACGAUAACGUAGCAAAUGUCAGAUUUAACGUCGCGAAAACUCUUCAACGUAUUGGACCGUACCUAAAGCCGAAUGCAGUACAAAGCCAGGUUAAACCAGUUCUUGAUAAAUUAAAUGCUGACGCCGAUGCCGAUGUAAAAUAUUUCGCAUCAGAAGCUAUCGCUGGAAUUGCUGCUUAAAUUGAAAAAUGAAAUCACUGAGUGCAUUUAUCACGUACCCAAUUUUGAGAGAAUUGACACUUUUUAAAACAAUUGGAGUAAUAAACAAUUCAAACUAAAGAACUUCAGUUUUUAGAAUAAUAUACCAUCACACUGUUUCCACUUGAAUAAAACCAUUUCCCAAAGGAAACACGUCAAAUACAAUAUGUCGUGUAGAGAAACCGAGUACGAACAAUCGAAAUUGAUGUAGAAGCUGUAGAGUAUGAACACUGCACGACUCUUUAGUUUUGUCGUAUUUGUAUGUCUAUAAUCAUCAAAUUAUUCGAUAUCUGAUUAAAACUCGUAACUUGUAUCUCAUACAUACUUAAGUAAUUAUCUGAACGAGUAAUAAAAUAAAAUGUAACUUUAAGAUUUUAGUUACUUUAGAAAAAAAUCAUGUGAGAUGUAUGACAGCAUUCUUCAAAACGAAAGUCAAAAAAAAUUUGUGUAAAAAAAAAUUAAAAAUUUUAUUGGGAAAAAUAUUUUAAGCACGUAGUUAUUUGUUUCUAUGACUUUAAACAAAAAAUUUUAUUUUUUAAAAUCAAAUACUAAAAUAUCUAAUGGUAAUUCUGUUCUUGGUGCAUGUAUGCUUAUCAAUGUGGAUUAACAUGAAAUUUUAUACAAAACCAUAUAGAGUAGAAAAUGAUUAAAAUAAAGUACCAUCAUUUUCUAUACAAAAAAUUUUUUUGUCUUAGUUUUUGUAAAUUUAUAAACAAUCAACAUAUUCUUUGUUUUUACUAAGAAUAUUUCUACGUUUUAGACAGCAAAAAAAUCAAUUAUCUUUAGUGAUCUCUGUAGAAUGACGAUAAAUAAAUUUUUAUCGAUGUAGUAAACCCAAAAAUUCAUAAACUACAAUUUGUGUUAGCAAUUUGUUGAAAUAUUAAUCUAGAGAUCGUUAUUAUACCCAACAAUAGUAAAUGAUUUUGGUGAAGUCACUUGAAUAAUUUAUUUUUUUUUUAUUAGUUUUAUUUUUAAGAACUGUAAUAUGUACAAUAUUCUGUAUUCUUUUAAAAUAAUUUUGAGUAUGUGAAAUACAAUAGAGAUAAGAAAAA